AUGGAGACGCCAGACAAUACCCAGGCAGACAAAAACACAAGGCCAUACCGAUCUCGACUACAGCCAGCCUGCAACUCCUGCCGAAAACGCAAGUCCCGAUGCAAGACCGCGGGUUCCUCAAGCGCAUGUGUUACCUGUCAACUGCACGGGACUGAAUGUGUCUAUCCUCGGGCGACAGAUGAUAUUCCGCAGCGGAAUCGUACACCGCGGAGGUUGGCGGCCAAGACGAGGCAGGAGGGUGGUAAUCGGCCAGCAUCAACCCCGACUAGCCAGAUACGAAGGACGAUUUCAAGCUCUCAUUACAGUCCGCAGGUGUUUCCACAACUUCCGGGUACAGGAUAUCACCCUGUAAAUACAUCUGAGAGUCUACCUGGGGCAACAGAGCAUGAGACUAGACACGAAGGCCUGUUCUCCAACUUCAUGGGCAUCGUGGCCGAGACUGGGGAUGAUAGCUCUCACAUAGUCAGUCCAGCAGUUGUAAACGACAACGACGUCCUGGAGAGCUACUUAUCCACCAUUCCAGGUGCUCGUAGAAGAUGUCUGAUCCGACCAAGUUUCGAUUCCGGAAGGACCAUCAAGCCAGUGCUAUUCAACACCGUAUCAAGACGACCGUUGGGUAUAAACACGAAGCAAACCCUAGCAGCAACAAAGUGUGAAUAUAUUGAGAAAUAUCUCGAGCCGGGUGUGGAGGAUGUCGUUGACUUAUACUUCCAAAACGCAAACAUAUGUUUCCCGAUAUUCGACGAAGCAUCCUUUCGAAAUGUCUACCGCACACACAAAGAAAAGAUCUCACCAGCGCUGCUCUGCAACUUGUAUGCCAACGCGUUAAUCUAUUGGGAAAACUCACCCAAAUUACGCUCCCUCCGCCCACCCGAUGUCCGUUUCAUCUGGAACCAAGCCAACGAGGCCCUGCACUCAGAGUUAUUCUUGUCUCCGGGAAUUUCAACGGUUAUGGCAAUCAUUCUUAAUGUCUGCGGUAGACCGAGUACCUCGAUGUUCGGUAAUGGAGGGAUGAUUGGUACAGCGGUUGCUUUGUGUAAUGCAUUAGGUCUCAACCGUGAUCCUUCGAAUUGGAAUAUAUCACUGCUGGAGAAGAAGUUUCGGAUUCGAAUUUGGUGGUUGGUCAACUUGCAUGAUUCUUGGUGCAGCUUAGCAUACGGAACACCACACCAAAUCAACCGCGCCCAGCACGAUGUACCCUUCCUGAAACUAGAAGACCUCUGGGAUGCCUCUUCCACACCAGAUCAAAAAGCAGCACCAUCCAUCUUCAUCGCCCUAACGACUUUGACCGACGUCCUAGGCCGCUACCUCGAACACAUCUACCAAGUUUCAAAAACCAACAACCCAUACCCCCCAGAGGUGCAAUCCGCUACAUACUUCGAGCACAUCCUCAGUAAAUGGGAGGAAUCGUUACCAGACGAUAUCCGCAGACUAGUCCUCCGCGGCACGUAUCUGAAUACACCAGGAGCAGCUAAUUUCCGACUGGCUUAUCUAGCUGUUAAACUUCUCCUUCGACGCAUCCAGCUCGAUCUCGAUACUAAAGAUGCUGCCGUUCAUGUUGAAGAAAACGCAACUAUAUCGCCAUUUUAUUUACAAGCGCAGAGAGCAGCUGAAGAUAUCGUCCAUCUAAUCCAGGAAUUAGACGAGUCCCAUUUCCGGGGAUUCUGGAUUCCCGUUAAUGCAUUCUCACUAACCUCAGCCACGACGUUCCUCCUACGCAGUGGUCUUCGAAUGAGAACCUUAACCUCAACUAGUGGCAAUGCACCACUAAGAAUAGCGAAGGAGAUGAUAAGCAAACUACAUUCCCAUCGAUUACAUUUUUCGUGGGACCUUGCGGACCAUUGUCUCGCUAGUUGUAGUGAUUUGGUGGAGAAGAUAAGUUCUGUUGAAGCCGGGGGCGAUGGCUUGGGGGAUACGAGUUUUUUGGAUUUUGAGAAUCAAGUUGAUGUGGAUUUAUCAGCGUUGGAGGAUUUUUUAGGAUGGGUUCCCGGGGUUUGUGGAUGGGCUUGA
This is a messenger RNA of Aspergillus glaucus CBS 516.65, 2010 nucleotides long. RefSeq names its product Zn(II)2Cys6 transcription factor. Lineage: Eukaryota; Fungi; Ascomycota; Eurotiomycetes; Eurotiales; Aspergillaceae. Gene Ontology annotation, biological process: DNA-templated transcription. Gene Ontology annotation, molecular function: DNA binding; DNA-binding transcription factor activity, RNA polymerase II-specific; zinc ion binding. Gene Ontology annotation, cellular component: nucleus. Bases 1 to 2010 code for a protein of 669 amino acids. The record is from RefSeq and is a predicted model, not a curated record. The transcript is spliced from 3 exons.